Molecule: messenger RNA, 1851 nt
Organism: Metarhizium acridum CQMa 102
Lineage: Eukaryota; Fungi; Ascomycota; Sordariomycetes; Hypocreales; Clavicipitaceae
Source: RefSeq, a predicted model, not a curated record
AUGGAGGAUUCUGAAAAGGCCGUGGAGCACCAAGCUUCCCGUCCAAACUUCCAUGGACUGGGACAAGAUGACAAAGCUGAGCCCGUCAGCUUAGCAACUCCUCCCCGUAUGCGACGUCUUCACGACCCAGAGGUGUCGUUCCAAGAAUACCAUCACUAUGCACGAACCACUCGUGCGGAACAAGAUGCGCUGCCCAAACCAACGGGCAAAAAGUCCCUUUUGCAUUAUCUGGUCCCCAAUCUGCAAAAGGUAGAGACGGGGCCUGCAGAUGUUGCCACUCGCCCUGAUCUGAACACCUCCGACAUUGAGCAGCGCAACAUGAUUUCUGACCAAGAGUGGACGAACGCCUCUAGGGCCUUGAGGACCGCUGGGACCGGCGCUGUUUUCUACCUCAUCACUACAGACAUCUUGGGUCCCUUUGGCUUGCCCUAUGCUUUUGCAACGACUGGUUGGGGACCGGGUACCGCUCUAUACACCGUAUUUGGAUUCAUGGCGGGUCUCUCUGGAUAUCUGCUGUGGGAUUGCUUCAUGGGUAGGUUGAUUCUCGACUACAAGAUGGUUAUAUCACGUCUAUCGCUUCCGAGACGCUCAACUAAUGCCCUUGCAGGUCUUGACUCAUUUCAGUUUCCAAUCAAGUCAUUCGGAGACAUGGGAUUCCGCGUCUAUGGAACAUGGUGCCGCUAUUUGUUCAACAUCCUGCAGGCCAUCCAGCUCAUUUGCAACGUCGGCGCCAUCAUCAUAUCCAACGGGGAAGCGCUAUCGGAAGCUGUAAAGUUCAAGCUCUGCUAUGCCAUUUGUUGCCUGGUAUGGGCCCUUGCUGGCUUCGUCCUGGGCCAGAUUCGGACCCUGCAAAAGUUCACCUGGCUUGCCAACGUUGCCGUCUUCAUCAACCUGCUCAUCAUGUUCAUCACCAUGGGCGCCGCCGCCCACACGCCUCCUCUCUACUCUGCAUCCGCCUCGUCGGCGGGCUAUUCCAUUGAUCCAGCGCUCGUCACCCCCGUUGAUGGAACGUACCCCCCCGUCCAGCACAGCGCGGCUCUGCCGGUUUCUGGCAACUUUGCGGCCUCGCUCAACGGCGCCAUGCAAGCCGUCUACUCGUACGGCGGAUCCAUGAUCUUUCCCGAAUUCAUGGCCGAAGUCGGACGCCCGAGAGACUUUCUCAAGGGAAUGUGGUCUGCCCAGCUCUUCAUUUAUAUCUGCUACAUGCUCUAUGGGCUCUUCAUGUACGGCUUCCAGGGCCAGUACGUGCAAACGCCGGCAUACCUGGGAAUAUCUGCAUACGGAUUGCAAACGGCAGGCAACUCGUUGGCAAUUGUAUCCGCUCUGAUCGCGGCUACGCUCUACGGCAACAUUGGCAUCAAAGUGCUCUAUAACAACAUUCUCGUCGAAUUCUUCAAGGCCCCGCCGCUGGAAAGCAAGCACGGUCGAUAUAUCUGGUUUGCUCUCGUCCCAAUCUACUGGUCUAUCGCCUAUGUGAUCGGAGCAGCGGUUCCCGAUUUUGCUGGCUUCACCGGCAUCGUGGCCGCCGCCUGUAUCUUGCAGUUUACGUACUCGUUCCCGCCGCUUUUGCAUAUGGGGUAUCAAAUCCAAAAGUCGGCCAUGGAGGGAGAAACCGGGUUUGACCCGAGCACCGGCGUGCUUGCGGUGCGUGACCGCGGAAUCAAGCGCUGGAUGCGUGGCUUCUCCGGGGCUCGCUGGUACCUCAACAUCUUCAACCUGCUGUACUUCCUCGGUGCUAUGGCCUUGUGUGCCCUCGGUAUAUAUGCUUCGGUUGUGAACUUGAUCCAGAUCUACGCCGUUCCUCAGCUGAAUGCUUUUGGCUGCAAGUCUCCUCUGGACGUUUCGGCAUAA